Messenger RNA from Gadus morhua (Atlantic cod), 4177 nucleotides. It is a transcript of the gene gna15.1, whose product is annotated as guanine nucleotide binding protein (G protein), alpha 15 (Gq class), tandem duplicate 1. NCBI's taxonomy places the organism in Eukaryota, Metazoa, Chordata, Actinopteri, Gadiformes, Gadidae. Gene Ontology annotation, biological process: phospholipase C-activating dopamine receptor signaling pathway; adenylate cyclase-modulating G protein-coupled receptor signaling pathway. Gene Ontology annotation, molecular function: guanyl nucleotide binding; G-protein beta/gamma-subunit complex binding; G protein-coupled receptor binding. The transcript has 8 exons. The record is from RefSeq and is a predicted model, not a curated record. The coding region runs from base 812 to 1921 and encodes 369 amino acids. Gene Ontology annotation, cellular component: heterotrimeric G-protein complex; cytoplasm.
GCUUACUCUGUGGCCACUGCUCUGUUCGCCCUCAACUCUUCUGUUGCCAUGGAAAUGGCGAGCUCAGGUGAUCCUAAUAUCGGAGACCUGCUGGUGAGUCAAUGAAAGCCUCGACAAACCGGUUCGGCUGGCAGACACAAAAGAUACACAUCCGAAGAACUCGAGAGGGGGUGGGACGGACAAAUACCUGUUGUGCCCUAGGUAAAGCCUAUAUCUAGGAAAACUCGUUCACGAUCCCUCCACACAAGUAAAAAGAAAGUUAAAGGAACACAACAAUUAUUUCCAAAGCACAUAAACAGAAGAGGGACUUGUCGACCUACAGGCCAAUGCUUCACUUCAUCGUGCGUAUAUUACAAUCAACUCUCCCUUUACGGCCGUGUGCGAUUUAUAGCCCUCGAGAUUUGCCAGCCGAUGAACUCGGUAGACUACACGGACAUAAACAGAGGAGCGGGGAUUUACAGUAGCGGUCCAGAGGAGGGAUAAACAGCAGUCGAAACUUUAUCCAUGGCGCAGAUCAGGCCAGUCACCCAGGGCGCAUUCCACUGGCAGAGAAGCGAGAGUGGAGUUCACAACACGACACACUGAGAGUGCUCCUCUCUACCGUGCUGAGUCUAGUAAUACCCGAGGAGCAGGUUAUUAUUAACUGUGGAUUAAACUUUUUGCUUUUGACGAUGAGAAGCCUGCAGGAGCUGGAGUUACAGAAGCAUGCUGUGAUUUGACUGGUUUUGGAAAAUGGACAGCGAAACGCGCACAGAAAAGUUUGCGGCCGAUUUUUCCCGAGGAUUGUGACAGACAUAAAGUGGUGUUCGCCAUGGCCGGUUGUGUCCGAUGGUGCCAUCGGUCGUGUAUGUGCUGCCUGUCAGAGGAGGAGAAGAACACCAUCGUGUUGGACAAAGAAAUCCAGAAGAUUCUCCGGGAACAGAAAAAGAGAGAACGAAGGGAAAUCAAAGUUCUCCUGUUAGGCACGGGGGAGAGUGGCAAGACCACCUUCAUCCGCCAGAUGAGGAUCAUCCAUGGCCGGGGCUUCACGGAUGACGAGAGGAAGGCCUUUGCUCAAUGCAUCUUCCAGAACAUCUUCACCGCCAUUCAGGCCCUGACCACUGCCAUGGAGGCCCUGAAGAUCCCUUACUCCAACACAGAGAACGAGAUGUAUGCCAAGUGGAUCCAUGAGGAGGACACUGCGAAGGUGACCCGUCUGGACCGCGGCUACGUGGACGCCAUCCGCCGGCUCUGGGCCGACGGAGGCAUCCGCAUCUGCUACGGUCGCCGCGGAGAGUACCAGCUCCUGGACUCCACCGAGUACUACCUGAGCAAUCUGGAUCGCAUCUCCACUCCAGACUACAUCCCAACUGCCCAAGACGUGCUGCGGGUUCGAUUCCCGACUACAGGGAUCCAUGACUACUCCUUUAACGUCAAGACCAUUACACUCAGGAUCGUGGACGUCGGCGGUCAGAAGUCUGAGCGCAGGAAGUGGAUCCACUGCUUCGAGAACGUCACCUCCCUCAUCUUCCUGGCCUCCCUCAGUGAAUACGAUCAGGUCCUGGAGGAGAGGGAUACAGACAACCGCAUGCUUGAGAGCCUGGCUCUGUUCUACACGACCAUCCACUCUCCCUGGUUCGCCAGCACGUCCAUCAUCCUCUUCCUCAACAAGACCGACAUCCUGGCCGACAAGAUCCAGACGUCGGACCUGCAGAAGUACUUUCCGGACUUCACGGGAAGGAGGCGGGACGCGGAGGAGGCCCAGCAGUUCAUCAAGAAGAGGUACGUGCAGCAGGCCAAGAACCGAGACAGGCAGCAGGACAGCAAGACCCUGUACCCUCACUUCACCUGCGCCACCGACACAAACAGCAUCCGCAAGGUGUUCAGCGACAUCAAGGACACUGUGCUGCUCAAGUCCCUCGUCGAGUAUGGGGUCAUCUGAGGGCUUCCACCACACGGCAGAGAGCAGGUGGUGGGGGAGGGAAGGCCAGGAGAGGUGAGGGGGAGAGGGAGGGAGGGAGCAAGGGAAGGGCGGACAGGAGAGGCCUAUUUAUUUUUUUUGGAGGUAUCGUUGAGGAAUCGCUUUUGCUCACUCACUGGGUUCUUGUUAGUCACGGACCACCGAGCCAGGGUCACACCAUGGAUUACAGGAAAUCCCUCUGGAAUGUUCUUUUUGAAUUCCUUCUCCGGUCUCCGACGGGUCAGCAGCGUCCCGCCCGGAGGAGCCAAGAGGAAAGCAGGGCAUCAGCCGUGUCAGAGAUUACUUUAGAUCGUGUCUGUUGUCGUAGAGACGAGGAACGGUUUGCCGAGGGGAACCUGGGAAUUUUGGGAGUUAAACUGCAAUCCGUCUCUCACUUGGACUCACUCGCUGACGCUGAAAGAUUCUCAAUAGUGUGUGUAUUUGUGUGUGUGUGUGUGUGUGUGUGUGACACGCACACCAAACACACACAAAACAAACAGAUGCUGCAUGUUUUUUUGUCAUGUGGUCACCACUCUUUUGGAGGGACUUUUUUUCACUCUUCGCUGAUAAAUAAUAUUGAAGGAUUGCUGUUUAGGAUAUGCAGCUAAAAAGGAUCUCCAUGUUGUUGAGUCCCUGAACCCAGCCAUGCUUAAUGUCCCGAGGGUAAUGACAAUAGGAUAAUGUAACACACUCACUCUGAUAUUUUCCAAAUAUACACUAGCAAUACAAUUCUGUUCCAUUACAUUUUGAAUUUGCAAAUCAGAACCAAAAUUCCUUUGAAUUAUUGAAGCAGAUAUUUAUAUCCAUAAUAACAGUCACACUAAUAGUGAAAAUAAUAUAAUAAUAUGAUUGCGAUAACAUUCUGGUAAGAGUUUGAGAUGCAGCGUUGUGCUUUCUCCCACAAUCGACCGACCAUGAUUGGAAGUUGGACGCACUGAAGCGAGAGCCGUUUAAUGAGGGCUGAAUGGACCCUGAGGGCCUCUGAACCAUUACACUCUAGGUCAGGGGUCUCAAACUCGAGGCCCGAGGGCCAAUUGAGGCCCGCGGGAUGAUAUUUUGUGGCCCCCUACCUGGCAUCAAAGUUUAGUGUUAGUGCGGCCCGCGCGUUGUUGUCAAACGCACAUUUUUUGCUGAGUCGCUUGCCACGCUUUUUUAUCACUUUAUCACACCCAAUUUUGAGUUGUGUGUCCUGAGUCCCAUCAAACGCCAAAGAACGCUAAAAAUGUCCCGGUUUCCACCAACCAGUAUGAAAUGUCCUAUGUCGUCAGCGAUUACAUAGCCACCGUGAUCUAAUUAUAGUCUGAUCAUUAACUUACAUUGGGUCAGUUGUUCUACUUUCUUCUGUGGAAUACUUGAUGUGGCCCAGCCUGACCCAGACUCUACCUCCAGCGGCCCCCAGGUAAUUUGAGUUUGAGACCCCUGCUCCAGGUACUGUCAACAUCAACCAGUAUUGAUGCCAGCGCAAUGGGUGCUUUUGAAAGCCUAGUACUUGUGUACACAUCUGUACAAGAAAACAAACACAAAUGUACCCCCAGAUAUUAACUAGUGUCAAAGUUAAUAACUUCUUUUAAAACAGAAAUUAAAAUCAAAAUGUUAUAUUUUUCAAGAUAUCAGAAGAUGAGCAGGUUACUGGCAACACGUUACAAGUAGAGAAAUUGCCCAGUUUCCCAACCAGUUUCCAAUCCAUUUGUUUUUUAGGUGGGUUAUCCCAGCAUAGCUUUGGUGUUGAAGGUAACAACAAUUUUCUUGAAAGUGCCGGUGUAAACCAAGCAUUGCUAUCAAACCUAUUUCUGUUCACAGGUGAAAAUGGGGAAUCCAUAAUUGAAACACGGAAAAUGUCUCAGAUAGGAAGCAAAUAGCAGCUCUUACCUCUCCUGGAAGACGGAUUGUUAAAAGGUCUGACUGCUUCAAUUAAUUGCUAUUUUCCCAACCACCACCAUCUUUGUGUUCAGAGGUUUUUUAUUAUUUUAUUAUUAUUUUAUUUUAUCUAAAUUACCGUAGGCUGUGGGUUGUGCAUUGAAUGCCUUUUCAAGACAAAUGUUAAUAAUAUAUUUACGGUACCCAUUUUUUAUAUGUAAUUUUAUAUUGUUGGGUAGGCCUAACUGUAUUGUAGAUAUUGACCGUGGGCAAACAUUGGUGACAGUGAAGUUUAGACACUGGAUGUGGGCUGUUAUAUGUUUUUUGAGGGGAGAAUUUGUAAGAGAAAUUAAAAACAAAAGUCACCCACCUGACAAAGAA